Anopheles marshallii is the source of this 2838-nucleotide messenger RNA. RefSeq names its product AP-1 complex subunit beta-1 (gene AP-1-2beta). Gene Ontology annotation, biological process: intracellular protein transport; vesicle-mediated transport. NCBI's taxonomy places the organism in Eukaryota, Metazoa, Arthropoda, Insecta, Diptera, Culicidae. Gene Ontology annotation, molecular function: clathrin binding. Gene Ontology annotation, cellular component: clathrin adaptor complex; membrane coat. The transcript is spliced from 5 exons. Bases 1 to 2838 code for a protein of 945 amino acids. The record is from RefSeq and is a predicted model, not a curated record.
AUGAUUCCCAUCGCCCCAAUCCAACUUCGCAUAUUUGACUCGCCCAAGAUGACGGACUCGAAAUACUUUACCACCACGAAGAAGGGCGAAAUUUUCGAACUCAAAUCCGAACUCAACAAUGACAAGAAGGAAAAGAAAAAGGAAGCGGUCAAGAAGGUCAUUGCCAGCAUGACUGUGGGGAAAGAUGUGUCGGCCCUGUUUCCCGACGUUGUGAACUGCAUGCAAACGGACAACUUGGAGUUGAAGAAGCUGGUCUAUCUGUAUCUGAUGAACUAUGCCAAGUCGCAGCCCGAUAUGGCCAUCAUGGCCGUCAACACGUUCGUUAAGGAUUGUGAGGAUACGAAUCCACUGAUCCGUGCGCUGGCCGUGCGCACGAUGGGCUGCAUCCGAGUAGAUAAGAUCACGGAGUACCUAUGUGAGCCACUGCGCAAGUGUCUGAAAGACGAAGAUCCCUAUGUGCGCAAGACUGCUGCAGUAUGCGUGGCCAAGUUGUACGACAUCUCCAGCUCGAUGGUGGAAGAUCAAGGAUUUCUGGAUCAGCUGAAGGAUCUUCUAUCCGAUUCGAACCCGAUGGUGGUGGCGAAUGCCGUUGCUGCGCUGAGCGAGAUAAACGAAGCUAGUGCGAGUGGACAACCGCUGGUGGAGAUGAAUUCCGCCACUAUUAACAAGCUUCUGACAGCGCUCAACGAGUGCACUGAGUGGGGACAGGUAUUUAUACUGGAUUCACUGGCAAACUACACGCCCAAAGAUGAACGGGAGGCGCAAUCGAUCUGCGAACGUAUUACGCCCCGUUUGGCUCACGCUAACGCGGCCGUGGUGCUGAGCGCCAUAAAGGUGCUGAUGAAGCUGCUGGAGAUUUUGGCCGGCGAUGGCGAUUUCUGUUCGAUGUUGACGAAAAAGCUUGCCCCACCAUUAGUAACGCUGCUAAGCUCUGAGCCGGAGGUGCAGUAUGUAGCAUUGAGGAACAUUAAUCUUAUUGUUCAGAAGCGUCCCGACAUUCUCAAGCACGAGAUGAAGGUGUUCUUCGUGAAGUAUAACGAUCCAAUCUACGUGAAGCUGGAGAAGCUGGACAUUAUGAUCCGGCUGGCGAAUCAAAGCAACAUCGCGCAGGUUUUGAGCGAAUUGAAGGAAUACGCCACUGAGGUGGAUGUCGAUUUCGUGCGCAAAGCAGUCCGGGCGAUCGGGCGUUGCGCGAUUAAGGUGGAACCAUCAGCGGAACGGUGCGUGUCUACGCUGCUCGAUCUCAUCCAGACGAAGGUGAAUUACGUCGUGCAGGAAGCGAUCGUUGUGAUAAAGGAUAUUUUCCGCAAGUAUCCCAACAAGUACGAGAGCAUCAUUAGCACGCUGUGCGAGAACUUGGACACACUCGACGAACCAGAGGCACGCGCCUCGAUGGUGUGGAUCAUUGGUGAAUAUGCGGAGCGUAUCGAUAACGCUGACGAACUGUUGGACGGCUUUCUGGAAGGUUUCCAGGACGAAAAUGCGCAAGUGCAGCUGCAACUGCUAACGGCGGUGGUGAAGUUGUUCCUCAAGCGUCCAGCCGAUACGCAGGAACUCGUGCAGCAUAUUCUUUCACUGGCCACGCAGGACUCGGACAAUCCGGAUCUGCGAGAUCGUGGCUUCAUCUACUGGCGUUUGCUGUCAACGGAUCCGGCCGCGGCGAAGGAGGUCGUACUAGCCGAUAAGCCGCUCAUUUCAGAGGAGACCGAUCUGUUGGAGCCCACUCUGUUGGAUGAGCUGAUUUGUCACAUCAGUUCAUUGGCCAGUGUCUACCACAAACCGCCAACGGCAUUUGUGGAAGGGCGCGGCGCUGGUGUUCGCAAGUCGCUUCCGAACCGCUCAGCAUCGGCGGCCGGAGAAGAUAACUCCUCGGUCCCAGAGGCCACCGUUAUCCCCAACCAGGAAUCGUUGAUUGGCGAUCUACUCUCGAUGGACAUUGGGGCACCGGCAGCUCCAGCUGCUCCAGCUCCAGCAAGCAGCAAUGUGGACCUUCUUGGUGGAGGUCUCGAUAUUCUGCUCGGUGGCGGUCCUGCUGCUGCGAACGAUACGGCACCGGCGGCGGCCACUGCAGCAGGCGGUUCCGCUGCGGGCGGACUUCUGGGAGACAUUUUUGGUAUCGGUCCAGUGAGCAGUACCAACAUGAUUCAGAUCCCGAAAAUCACCUGGCUGCCGGCGGAUAAGGGCAAGGGUCUCGAGAUUCAGGGAACGUUCUCGCGCCGAGCCGGACAAGUAUAUAUGGACAUGACAUUCACCAACAAGGCGAUGCAGGCAAUGACCGGAUUUGCCAUCCAGCUAAACAAAAACAGCUUCGGACUGGUACCGAGUGCACCGCUUCAGGUUGCGCCCCUGCAACCGUCCCAAUCGGUCGACACUUCUCUAUCGCUUGGCACAACGGGUCCGGUGCAGCGUAUGGAACCACUGAACAAUCUCCAAGUUGCUAUCAAAAACAACGUGGACAUUUUCUACUUCGCCUGCCUCGUCCACGGUAACGUGCUGUUCGUGGAGGAUGGACAGCUUGACAAGCGGGUGUUUCUGACCACCUGGAAGGAAAUUCCGGCCGCGAACGAGAUACAGUACAAUCUGCACGGCAUUGUCGGCACGGCCGAUACGGUGGCGGCAAAAAUGACGGCAAACAGCAUCUUUACUAUCGCGAAGCGCAACGUCGAAGGUCAAGACAUGUUGUACCAGUCGCUGAAGCUGACGAACAACAUUUGGGUGCUGCUGGAGCUAAAACUGUCCCCGGGAAGUUCCGACGCUACGCUCAGUUUGAAAACGCGCUCGGUUGAAGUCGGCGCGAUCAUCUUCGCUGCGUAUGAGCAGAUUAUCCGUUCACCCUAA